This is a messenger RNA of Gavialis gangeticus (Gharial), 2809 nucleotides long. RefSeq names its product cell division cycle associated 7 (gene CDCA7). The record is from RefSeq and is a predicted model, not a curated record. Gene Ontology annotation, cellular component: nucleus. Gene Ontology annotation, biological process: regulation of DNA-templated transcription. Lineage: Eukaryota; Metazoa; Chordata; Crocodylia; Gavialidae. The transcript has 10 exons. The coding region runs from base 89 to 1324 and encodes 411 amino acids.
UUUGGCGCGAGUCUGCAGCCCCCGCCCCAGCCCUAGCCCCAGCCGGGCGUGCGCCGCCAGCACCGCAGCAGGGGCCGCUGCCGCCGUCAUGAAGUCCUUCGGCCUGCAGCAGCAAAGAGAUCUUUCAGGAAAGAACUUCAGAGCAUUUCGAAAUAUGAAAUUGAUCCCCAUGGAAACCUCAUCUUCCUCUGAUGACAGUUGUGACAGUUUUGGUUCUGAUAAUUUUGCAAACACUAAACCCAAGUUUAGGUCAGAUAUCAAGAAAGAACUGGCUAAAAUUUUUUAUGAGGAUUCUGAUGAGGAAUCAUUCUGUGGUUUUUCAGAAAACGAGAUUCAAGAUGUGUUGAAACUGGAAUCUGAGUCGGAGGAAAAUGAUUUGAGCACUGAAGAUGAACGGCCACGUAGGAGACGAGGAAGACCCCCAGGCCCUCUAAAAGUAGCUAUGAAGUUUCCACUUCGAAGGUCUAAAAGGGGAAAGAAAGAGGUUGAAUCUGCUCCUGAAACACAAACUUCUCUAGACUUAGAUUCUGACUCUGAAGAAAAGGGCUCCACAUUUUUAGAGAAAAGAGCUUUAAACAUAAAGGAAAACAAAGCAAUGCUUGCAAAACUAAUGGCUGAGUUACAAAAUGUCUCUGGUAUCUUCACUGGAGGAAAAAUGUUGUCAACAAUCAGUUCGCGACCAAAGCGGACUCCAAAAAACCCAUUUCCCAGAAGCAUGUUAAGAAGGAACCCAGACCGAAGUUCUCGGCCUUACACAAGAUCUAGGUCCUUGAUUGAAGGUCCUCCUUCUCCAUUACCAGAGGAGGAGGAAGAUGAUAAGUACAUGUUAGUGAGAAGGAGAAGGCUAUCUGAUGAAUUCUUGGAGCAGGAAAUGAGAAGUCCCAGGAGAGGUCGUCGUGGUACCAUGGCUCUUCCACAUAUUAUACGUCCAGUGGAAGAAAUAACAGAGGAGGAGUUGAAUAGCAUAUGUCAGUCUGCUCGAGAGAAAGUGUAUAACCAGGCAUUGGGCUCCACCUGUCAUCAAUGUCGGCAAAAAACCAUAGACACUAAGACAAACUGUCGUAACCCAGACUGUACAGGGGUGCGUGGUCAGUUCUGUGGGCCUUGCCUUCGCAAUAGAUAUGGUGAAGAUGUCAGGACUGCAUUGCUGGACCCUAACUGGCACUGCCCACCUUGUCGUGGAAUCUGCAAUUGUAGCUUCUGUAGACAACGGGAAGGUCAUUGUGCUACAGGCGUGCUAGUUUACCUGGCCAAGUACCACGGCUACGACAACGUUCAUGCCUACUUAAAAAGCCUGAAACAAGAAUUUGAAAUGGAAGACUGAUGCUAUGACCAACUUCUUGGGAGCAUUUUUAGUUGUGUAUAUUUUAAAACUUUUGUAUGUACUUAAUUGCUUUAACCUCUGGAUGAUCACUGGUUCCAGGUAAAGAAAAGAAUGAUGGCUUUCAGCAAAUUGUGCAGUAUAUGGAAAAAUUGUAAUGGAAUACUAUAUUGGCAUUUGUGAUGUCCCCUUCUAUAUAUUGUUGGAUAGAUGCCUUUCUCUUCCUAGUUAUAUUAUGUGGACAGUGCCAGUGUAGACAUCACUCUGAUGCAUCCCCCCUUCCCUCCCUUAAAAGGGAGUGGACUUCAAGACGUUAGAACUGUUCUUAUGGCUGUCUUAGUUACAGUUUUUAAAUGAAUAUUUUUUAAAUGGCUUUUCCAUUAAAAAUUUUUAAAAAGUAAUGUACAUAUCAACCGUGAGCAUGUUUAAAGUAGCUAAUUUGGAUUGGACUGAAAUCGCUAUUAAUUUUUCCAGAUGAAAGUAAUAAAUAGAAGCUAAAACUUUAAUAUCACAAUUUGCCCUCAAGUUUAAAGACGGAAAGCAAAUAAAAGAGGUUUUUACAAUAACCUAUGCAGUGGAUUAAGUUCCAGCAUUUGCCUUUAUAAAGUGCUCAGACUGCCAUGAACUUUUCAGGUUCCAGAGUUAUUAAAAUGAGUAGAAAUGCAACUAAAUGACUUUGGUUCUCUUAUUUCUUUCUUUUUGACAAGGGAGUUAUAUUGCUGAAAACUUUCAGUUCACCUAUACAUUUUGCUCUACAAUGGAACUAGACUGGUGUAGCUCUACUGAUAACUAUGCUGAUGGAAAUGCUAGUUAACACGUACAGGGAGCUGAUCAUAUCAGUUGUUUCAUGCUGCAUCGGUGCAUAGCUAGUGAUUAAGACAGGGUUGGUUUAAAGCCCUGUGUUAGACAGACACGUGGCAGUUCUACUGAGAAGAUCAGUUCAAAUGGUUUCCAGAACUGGAGUCUGAAUUUUCUUUUGAGGAAGUUAAUGUUCCUAAGCCCAGUUAGACUGGGGUCCAUCUUGAAUUAAACACUCUGCUAGUUAUGUAGUGUAGCUCUAACUUUGAAUUUUUAACCUGCAUACAUGUAACUUAGCUGGAUGCUACCAGAAAGGGCAGCUGUUUCUUUAUGGCCUUAAAAAUAUUGUGGCAGUGGAGGUAUAAUGGGUUUCAUAUACUCUGCAUGCAUUCAUAGGGUGCUAUAGCCUGAUUCUGAACAAAAUAACUAUUUUGCCUGACCUUGUGAAGAAACCACAUGUACAGCUAAAGGCAAAGACUUAAACUGGAAAUUUCUAGUAUGCUACAUGGGAGAGACUGUUGUGUACUGAAAAUGGUUGAAAGAAAUGUGCUAUCAGCUACAUCUGAGAAGCCCCAGAAGAUGUUUAAAAAUUCUUGUUCUUUUGAUUACAAUGAUAUUAUCAUACUAGUUUAAUAAGGAUUUAGAAUGUAAUACUCCAAAGGUGCUGUUAAAUUCUAAGUAAAAUUAUUU